AUGAGCAAGAAAAAGGUUAAAAAUAAACAGCUAAAGGGAAAGGAUGAUACGCCUGGGCGGAAACAGAAAUUAGUCAAGUUUAGAAGAAUAAAAAAGAUUAAAUUUAAAGACGAAAAGAAAGUAUUCAUUCCAAACGGGGAGAAUGAAACGAAAGUGAAGAUUCCAUCAAAAAAAAAACUUCGCACAUCUUACAAGAAAAAGGAAUUCAAAAAAAAACAGGACAAGCAGACAAAUGAAUAUCUAACCUUGGAGAAAGAGUUAAUCGGUCAGACAUUCGAUGAGGAAAGACGUUGCCUAUUUGCCAUCCGGAAUAAUGUCGAGUGCAUCUCCUCCUCCCCCAAUAAGAUCCUUCAGGAACUCAAAUUGACGGAGAAGUACCACGCCGUGCUCCUUAUCAACACGGAGGCAAACAUGAAAAAUUUAUUCCUCGUGAAGCAGUACGUAUGUUAUGGGUACGUACAAAAGUACACCUUGUUCAGUUUGAUGGAAAAAAAAUUAUUUUUAAAAGAUGGAAAAGAAAUAAAACGAUGUGACUCCAAUAAAAUUAUAGAGAAGUUGUUUAGCAAGGAUGGUAUUUAUUCCUUUCCUUCAUUUUGUGAAUAUAUUUUUGAAUGCAAAAAUAACGCAGACCAAAUAAUGAAGCAACAGAUCGUUCCUUUUAACUUCUCCUACUUAAAAAGCGAAAUGACGUUUGAUUUUCUCCAAUUGAAAAAUGAGCUUGCUGGAUUUGUCAAGGAGGGAAUUAAUGAAAUUCUGGAGAAGAUAAUUUGA
Messenger RNA from Plasmodium knowlesi strain H, 771 nucleotides. RefSeq names its product conserved Plasmodium protein, unknown function. Lineage: Eukaryota; Apicomplexa; Aconoidasida; Haemosporida; Plasmodiidae. The transcript is spliced from 3 exons. The record is from RefSeq and is a predicted model, not a curated record. Gene Ontology annotation, molecular function: RNA binding; structural constituent of ribosome. The coding region runs from base 1 to 771 and encodes 256 amino acids. Gene Ontology annotation, biological process: maturation of LSU-rRNA from tricistronic rRNA transcript (SSU-rRNA, 5.8S rRNA, LSU-rRNA). Gene Ontology annotation, cellular component: cytosolic large ribosomal subunit.